UAUAACAAAUAUAAAAAUUACUCAUAGAAUUGGGGAAAAGCAUAUACCGUCUUUGGUUUUAAAAUAAGGAUAUAAAGUCGAUUAAAAAAAAAAAAAAAAAAAAAAAAAAAAAAAACAUGUACACACACAGAAACGCAACUAUUUGCGAAAAGAUGGGUUCCCGCCAAGCAAUGAGCGGUUAAGUAACCGUUUUUGGCUUAAGCAAACCCUAGAUAAUAAGUGUGACACCUCUCCCUCUCUCUCUCUCUCUCUCUGCAAUUCCAAAAUAAUUUUCUGCAAAACAAUGCCGACCCAAUCCCUUCUCAUUUUGCUCCUUAUCGUCCGAUCAGCUUCCAGUGCAACUCAAGCGACGCAAUUCCAGAACUACCCAUCCAAUUCACUCUUAUUUUCAGCUCAAGAGCCUUUAAGAAAAACUGCUUGGAAGCUUUCCAAACCUCUAAUUCGAGAUGGAAGAAUUUAUACUUGCUCAGGGAGGAACUUUUAUGCAUUUGAAAGUAAUGGUUCCAUUGCAUGGACCAUGAAUCUUAAUUAUAUAUGCAAUCAUGAUAUAGCUCCAGUUCAUGGUGGCUCAAGAAAGAUAUAUUUGGUUGCAGAAAACAGAGUGCUGAAAAUCAAUCCUUUAAAUAUUGGAACCUCUAACACUGCUGCAGAAGUUUUCUUCGGUCCAGAACCGGGUGAAAUUAUUGGGAUCUCAGUAAGCACAUUAAGUUCGUCUAUAUUUAUCAAUGUUAAAAAUAGGGGACUCUUUGCAUAUAGGUUGCAAGGACAAAUGCUUUGGAGUGGUGGCCCCUUGCUUUAUCAGUCUGGCUAUCGUCAAGGGUGUCGGAAAAAUAUUACGGAUUGUUAUUUUUCUUCAAUCCCUGUGAUUGAUCUGUGUGAAGCUAGUCUUUAUAUUUCAAAUACCGAAGGAGAACUCUAUGCGAUGCCAUUCCAGAGUCCUCAUUUUAAAUGGAUUCAAGAUUUUAGUUCAUUCGACAAGAUUUUCGUUGUUACUCCUGGAAAUAAUGGCCAUUUGUAUGUUACUGUACCAAUUAGGGCUACUAUACUGGCGCUUGAUGUUUUUACCGGAACUGUUCUGUGGCAAAGAAGUAUCGGGCCAUUAAGUACAACAGAUGUUGCACCAGUCAUUGAUUCUAAUGGCUGGAUAUCUAUCGGUUCAUUGGAUGGGUUCCUGUACUCAUUUUCACCAACUGGGACGUUGAAAAAAUUCCGAAAAGCAGCCGUACUGGAUUCUGUGGUCCAAGUUAGUCCACUUCUUGAUUGCUCUGGCUAUGCAGUUUAUAUUUCUCAAACUGAGAUGGAGGGAAAGAUUAGCCACACAAUUGGGGAAUACACUUACGUAUCGGCAAUGAAACCAAGAAAGGUAGUCUUCACCAUGCUUGUUCCAUCAACAGGGUUCAUCUAUUGGUCUGAAAGCUAUCCUGGUGAAUUUUGGUCCUCAUUGUCUAAGAGUGAUCUGCAGCAUUUUGUAGUUGAUGAGAGCAUCCUUCUUGCUUUCAUUACUGCUUCAAAGAUUGGCAAUCCAUUUCCAUGCCGUAGCACACGUCAGAAGCUCACAUCCAGCUGCUCCCAGGCAAUGGUCAAGCAUGUCAGCAUCUAUACAGGUAAUGAAAAGGCAAUUCUGUUGUUCCUGCUAUUUGAAACUGUAAUUUUGAUAGUUCUAGCUGCACUCGUACGAUUCUGCUGUAUAUUUUGGAGGAAAAAGAAGCUCCAAGGUCAACACCUCGGGAAGUUCCUGGAAAAGCGACAUUCUCUUAGGCUCCAAAAGAAAGCAUUUGAUAAGACAAUAAUGGAUCUACAGCAAAAGGCUUCAGCGGAAGCAGGGGCUAGUGAAGUGCUUGAAAAACUAAGCGAUUUGGUAAGAGAAAGGGAAGGCAUAGAGAGGAAGCUCUCAACAACCUAUAGUUUGGGAAGGGAUAGAACCGGCUCACACUCAAACUCUCUCCUUCCACUGCAUGAUGGUAAAACAAAGAGCUUUUCUUUUCGAGGUACACAGGAAGAGAGUGUUACCAUCUUCCACACGUUAAGUGAUACUUCUUCAGGAGACAGCAGCAGCGAAAACAAGGCUGACCAGAAUCUCCACGAAGAUAAGGAGUCAGCUGUCAAAGCAAAGGCAAAGGCAAAGGCAAAGGCACCUAUUGAACUAAGGAGUUCUAGUGAUGGUGAGAAUUACGAAGAAGCCCAUCCGGGGAGUCCUUCAGAGUCAGCAUCGAGCUCAAAAGGAUUCGUGAACCCCUCAUUCAUGAAGCAUGAAUCCGAUGUGCCAGGGGAGGUGAAGGAAACUGUGGAGGAUGGCAGUAGGAGCAUAAGGAAGAGGACAUUGUCUUCGAGUAACUAGAAGCUCAAAUGCAUUUUGUAAAUCUUAAUUGUCCUGUGUUUGCACUUCUGGUUGAUGACUGAUGAAGUUGGUUGUUAAUACACUUUUAUUUGUGAGUACUUAUGUGUUGUUAAUGCAGUUGUUACAAGCUUUACAUUCACAAUGUCUUCUCACACUAGCAAGUAGUUUUGAUACUUUCUGUAUUCAUUUCUCAACA
Messenger RNA from Cornus florida, 2534 nucleotides. RefSeq names its product protein GAMETE EXPRESSED 3. The record is from RefSeq and is a predicted model, not a curated record. Gene Ontology annotation, cellular component: plasma membrane. NCBI's taxonomy places the organism in Eukaryota, Viridiplantae, Streptophyta, Magnoliopsida, Cornales, Cornaceae. The transcript has 10 exons. Gene Ontology annotation, molecular function: protein binding. Bases 284 to 2338 code for a protein of 684 amino acids. Gene Ontology annotation, biological process: embryo development ending in seed dormancy; pollen tube guidance.